CUCUGAAUCAAAACCCAUACUCCUCUCUAUAAAUAGGUGCCGAACGUUGUACCCACAGAAAACACUACACUUCCGCUCAGGAGCGCAACGCCGCCAUAGCAUGCAUGGCAAGGGAAAAGGCAGCGACGUCAUCCAAAAUGGCCGUCGGGGUCAUGAUCUUGCUGCUCCUUUUGGUGCUUUGCACCGGCGGCAAUGGUUUCUACGGCCGCUGUUAAAACACCGCCUGCGACAGCGGCAUCAAGCAGCGGCGGCAGAGGCCGCCGUGUGCUCAGCAGGAGAUGGCUGCAGGCACAGGGGAGUAGGUGUACACCAAGAUGCAGGCAAUUUUGUCUAUGUGCGUUUGAUUGUGACCAGUGCCGAUCCAUUUAAUCUAAUACGUACGGACAUAUAUGUCGCAUGAAGAUAUCGACUCGACCACUAAUACGGAAUUACUAAAUAAUACGGAGUAGGUAGUACUCCGUAAUACGGAAUUAUUAUUAUUUUGAGUGCAUUUUCUCUUUUUAGUAUUGAUAGAGUAUAUAGACUCGGACCCCCGGGUCUCACGACUAUUGGGCCCGGACAGCGGCCCACAUACGCUCAGUAGAUAGCAUUUAUCUCAUUGUACACUCUAUUUUAUUCAUGUAUAUCCAUUAGAAUAGAUUAGAUACCAUUUAUUAGCCAUUUAUUGGCCUUUUAUUGUAACUGGGCCAGCCAGGCCCAAGCCUGGAAGCCCAACCCUCUUUUCUCCUAUAAAUACUCCCUAUGGGAGCCAUGUAAAGGGAGAAGAUGGGAUGGUUGAUUGGAAUUCAUUAUACAUAUCACUUUAUCUCUCU
Molecule: messenger RNA, 812 nt
Organism: Cuscuta epithymum
Lineage: Eukaryota; Viridiplantae; Streptophyta; Magnoliopsida; Solanales; Convolvulaceae
Source: the annotation of a GenBank genome assembly